Talpa occidentalis (Iberian mole) is the source of this 2781-nucleotide messenger RNA. Its product is annotated as protein diaphanous homolog 2. NCBI's taxonomy places the organism in Eukaryota, Metazoa, Chordata, Mammalia, Eulipotyphla, Talpidae. The record is from RefSeq and is a predicted model, not a curated record. Gene Ontology annotation, biological process: actin filament polymerization; actin cytoskeleton organization. Gene Ontology annotation, cellular component: actin filament; cytoplasm. Gene Ontology annotation, molecular function: actin binding; microtubule binding; small GTPase binding. The transcript has 24 exons. Bases 1 to 2781 code for a protein of 926 amino acids.
AUGAUACUGCAUCAUAUUACUGCCAAAUCUAUAGUUGGAAGUAAAGUUACGGGAGGGCUGAAAAACAGCAAACAUGAGUGCACCCUGUCUUCACAAGAAUAUGUUCAUGAAUUACGAUCUGGUAUUGCAGAUGAAAAACUACUUAACUGCUUAGAAUCUCUGAGGGUUUCUUUAACCAGCAAUCCCGUCAGCUGGGUUAAGAACUUUGGCCAUGAAGGUCUUGGACUCUUAUUGGAUGUGCUGGAAAAACUUCUGGACAAGAAACAGCAAGAAAACAUUGAUAAGAAGAAUCAGUAUAAACUCAUCCAGUGCCUCAAAGCAUUUAUGAAUAAUAAGUUUGGAUUGCAACUGAUUCUAAAAGAUGAAAGAAGUCUUUUACUAUUGGCAAGAGCAGUUGACCCCAAACAAGCCAACAUGAUGACUGAAAUAGUAAAAAUACUUUCUGCUAUUUGCAUUGUUGGAGAAGAUAACAUUCUAGAUAAACUUUUAGAGGCUAUAAGUACAGCAGCAGAAAGAAACAACAAAGAGAGAUUUUCACCAAUUGUGGAAGGAUUAGAAAAUCAUGAAGCUUUGCAAUUACAGGUGGCCUGCAUGCAGUUUAUAAAUGCUCUUGUCACUUCUCCUUAUGAACUUGAUUUUCGAAUACAUUUAAGAAAUGAAUUCCUGCGUUCAGGACUAAAAGCAAUGUUACCGGAUCUAAAAGAAAAAGAGAAUGAGGAGCUUGAUAUUCAGUUGAAAGUAUUUGAUGAGAACAAAGAGGAUGACCUAACUGAAUUAUCACACCGUCUCAAUGACAUUCGAACAGAAAUGGAUGAUAUGAAUGAAGUGUACCAUCUUCUGUACAAUUUGUUGAAGGACACUGCUGCUGAAAAUUACUUAUUGUCCAUCCUGCAACACUUUUUGCUCAUCAGAAAUGAUUAUUAUAUCAGGCCACAGUAUUACAAAAUAAUUGAGGAGUGUGUCUCACAGAUAGUGCUGCACUGCAGUGGUAUGGACCCAGAUUUCAAGUAUAGGCAAAGAUUAGAAGUUGAUUUCACUCAUCUGAUAGAUUCUUGUGUGAACAAGGCAAAGGUUGAAGAAAGUGAACAAAAAGCAGCAGAAUUCUCAAAGAAGUUUGAUGAAGAAUUCACAGCUCGACAGGAAGCUCAAGCUGAGCUUCAAAAAAGAGAAGAAAAAAUCAAAGAGCUUGAAACAGAGAUCCAGCAACUUCGAACCCAGGCACAUGGACUGUCAAGUUCAUCGGGAGUUCCAGGCCCUUCACCAUCUUCAAUGCCCAGUGGUGGGCCAUCCCCACCACCACCUCCACCACCUCCACCCCUACCUGGAGGAGCUUGUCCUCCUCCUCCUCCACCUCCCUUACCUGGAACUAUACCACCACCACCACCACCUUUGUUUGGGGGACCUCCUCCACCACCUGCCCUUGGAGGUAUCCCUCCUCCCCCAGGAGUAACUCUUGAUCUGCCUUAUGGAAUGAAGCAGAAAAAAAUAUACAAACCUGAAGUUUCUAUGAAGAGAAUCAAUUGGUCAAAGAUUGAACCCAAAGAAUUAUCUGAGAAUUGUUUCUGGUUAAAAGUUAAGGAGGACAAAUUUGAAAAUCCAGAUCUCUUUGCAAAAUUGGCAUUGAAUUUUGCUACCCAGAUAAAAGUUCCAAAGAAUACAGAAGCUUCAGAAGAAAAGAAAACUAUGCCUGCAAAGAAGAAAAUAAAAGAAUUGAGAGUUUUGGAUGCCAAAACAGCCCAGAAUCUGUAUAAUCAGAAUUCCCUUAUCACUGAAGAACCUGGAAAGCAUGCUCUCUUUGGUUACAGAGGCUUCCAGAACCCUGAUCUAGGAAAUGAGAGUCAAGAUUACACCAAAACUCCCAUUCUAACCUGUAGCUUUUCCAAUAUGCUACUGUUGGAGAAUAUAGAACGCCUAGGAAGAAUACCUGAUAAUUAUAAAGAAGGCAUACAAAAAACCCCAAACAAAAAACCCACAACACAACAACUUUUGAGAGCUCAAGUUUUGAACCCUGUCCUAGGGGUGGCUAUAUGGGGGAUAAGGGAAAAGUUUCCCAUGGAGCACAAGCAAUGUGUAAUGAAGUCCCCUGUGUCAAGGACGUGGGAUAUUCUGUGGCAAAGUAUGAAAAACCUAGUAAAACAUCUUCCUGAACAAAAAGUACUCAAUGAAUUAGCACAGCUGAAGAAUGAAUAUGAUGACCUCUGUGAGCCUGAACAAUUUGGAGUUGUGAUGAGCUCGGUGAAAAUGUUGCGGCCUCGUCUCAAUGGCAUUCUUUUCAAGCUCACAUUUGAAGAACAUGUAAACAACAUCAAACCUAGCAUCAUAGCAGUAACUCUUGCCUGUGAAGAACUGAAAAAAAGUGAAAGCUUUUACAGACUUUUAGAGUUAGUUCUUUUGGUUGGAAACUACAUGAACUCAGGCUCAAGAAAUGCCCAAUCUUUGGGUUUUAAUAUCAACUUCCUUUGUAAGAUCAGAGAUACUAAAUCGGUAGAUCAAAAAACAACCCUCCUGCAUUUUAUUGCUGAAAUUUGUGAGGAAAAAUACCGAGACAUCCUGAAGUUUCCUGAAGAAUUGGAACACGUGGAAAGUGCAAGCAAAGUUUCAGCUCAAAUUCUCAAGAGCAACCUUGCAACAAUGGAACAGCAUAUUACUCAUCUUGAACGUGACAUCAAGAAUUUACCCCAAGCAGAAAAUCAACAUGAUAAGUUUGUGGAAAAGAUGACCAUAUCCUUUAUUUAUUUAGAUUUAGCUUAUGGCCACAUAGCAACUUGCAAUAUUGAGUAG